This is a messenger RNA of Salvia hispanica, 1876 nucleotides long. The record is from RefSeq and is a predicted model, not a curated record. Lineage: Eukaryota; Viridiplantae; Streptophyta; Magnoliopsida; Lamiales; Lamiaceae.
AUGGCCGGUGAAGUGGAAGGACGGGCGAUCGGGAUCGAUUUAGGCACGACAUAUUCAUGCGUGGCAGCAUGGCAGCACAACCGCGUCGAGAUCAUAGCCAACGACCAGGGCAAUCGCACCACACCCUCUUGUGUCGCUUUCACUGACAACGAGCGUCUCAUCGGAGAAGCUGCCAAGAAUCAAGUCGCCAAUGCUCCAACUAACACCGUCUUUGAUGCAAAGAGGCUGAUUGGCCGUAAAUUCAAUGAUCCAACGGUUCAGAGUGACAUAAAACUAUGGCCAUUCAAGGUCAUUCCUCACACCACCGACAACAACACGCCUAUGAUUGUAGUGACCUUCAAAGGAGAGGAGAAACAGUUUUCAGCUGAGGAGAUCUCUUCAAUGGUGCUAUCUAAGAUGAAGGAUAUCGCCGAGGCCUAUCUUGGAUCAUCUGUCAAGAAUGCUGUCGUGACCGUGCCUGCUUAUUUCAACGACUCUCAGCGCCAGGCAACCAAGGCAGCUGGAACCAUGGCCGGCCUCAAUGUUGUAAGGAUGAUCAACGAGCCUACUGCUGCAGCCAUUGCAUACGGUCUAGAUAAAUGGGGUGAUGUGGCUAAGAAUGUGCUUAUUUUCGAUCUUGGUGGUGGCACAUUCGAUGUGUCUGUGGCCACGGUUGAGGCGGGUGUUAUUGAUGUGAAGGCUAUUGCCGGUGAUACUCAUCUCGGAGGGCAAGACUUUGACAUUAGGAUGGUGAAUCAUUUCGUGAAAGAGUUUGAAAGGAAGAAUGGUAAGGAUAUUAGUACGAAUCCAAGAGCCAUUAGGAGAUUGAGGAGUGCUUGUGAAAGAGCCAAGAGGAUGCUUUCUUCCACUUCCCAAACUAAUGUUGAGAUUGAAUCUUUGUUUGAGGGGAUUGAUUUGUUUUCGACUAUCGCUCGUGCUAGAUUUAAUGAACUCAACAUGGAUUUGUUCAACAAGUGUAUGGAGCUGGUUGAGAAAUGCUUGAGUGAUGCAAAGAUGAAGCGGGGGGGUGUGGAUGAGGUGGUUCUGGUGGGCGGGUCGAGCAGGAUUCCGAAGGUGCAGGAGCUGUUGAGGGAGUUUUUCAAUGGGAAGGAGGUGUGCAAGACCAUUAAUCCAGACGAAGCCGUGGCGUAUGGUGCUGCAGUGUUGGCAGCCAAGUUGAGUGGUGAAGGGAAUGAGAAGGUGCCAAAUGUGGUAUUAUUGGAUGUAACUCCUUUAUCUCUUGGUGUUUCAACCUAUGGAGAUGUGAUGAGAGUAAUUAUUCCAAGGAAUACACCUAUACCAACAAGGAAUGUGAGCCAUAUUUUGUCAACAACGGCGGACAAUCAGACAAGGGUAGCUGUUAAGGUGUAUGAGGGUGAGCGAAGCAAGGCAACAACCAACAAUCUGCUAGGUGAAUUCGUCCUCAGUGGCUUUCCAGCGGCACCCAGAAGAGUUGGUAGACUCAAAGUGUGCUUCGACAUUGAUGAGAAUGGUAUCUUGAAUGUGUCCGCAGAGCAUAUAGGGACUGGAUUGAAGAACAACAUCACCAUCACCGACAAGGGCAGGCUGUCCAAGAAAGAAACCGAGAAGGCAAUAAAGGAUGCGGAUAAGUACCAGUUGAAGGAUGAGGAACACACGAAGAACGUUAAGGCUAUGUUUGAUUUGGAGAACUAUGCCUACGACACGAGAAACGCCAUCAGAAGUGCAGCGAAUCUCAAAGCAAAAGACAAGAAGAAGAUGGAGGAUGCUUUCGAGUCUUUCACAAAGUGGUUGGAGUCCAACAAACACGCUAAGGCUGAUGUUUAUAAACACAAGAUGAAGGAACUCCACACUGUUUUCGAUCCCAUCGUUGCCAAGAUGAAAUAAGAAUGAACAAUGAUGAUUCCUCUUGGAUUGA